Aphanomyces astaci is the source of this 676-nucleotide messenger RNA. RefSeq lists its product as hypothetical. The coding region runs from base 22 to 555 and encodes 177 amino acids. The transcript has 2 exons. Gene Ontology annotation, biological process: telomere maintenance via recombination; tRNA threonylcarbamoyladenosine modification. NCBI's taxonomy places the organism in Eukaryota, Oomycota, Saprolegniomycetes, Saprolegniales, Verrucalvaceae. Gene Ontology annotation, cellular component: cytosol; nucleus; EKC/KEOPS complex. The record is from RefSeq and is a predicted model, not a curated record.
UUGCUUUUCCACGCACCACCGAUGACGACCUCAUCCCAUGUGUACGAGCUGUUUGGCGGCAGGACGCUGCAUGUGGCGUACUACACCGACGUGAAGAACAGUGCGUCACUGCUGCACAAGAUCCUGUCCAACGAACUCAACGUCGCCCUCAUUAACGCAGACACGGUCGUGAGCCUGUUCCAAAUCCACGCCGCCGCGUCUCGCGCGCUCCUCUCGGUGCAAAACCACUCGAUGACCACGAACUCGCUCCACUCGGAACUUGUCUUCAAUCUGUCAGGGACGCGCAACGUCACAGAUUCGCUCCGCCGCUUCGGCAUCAGCAACCAAGCCACCCAGGUCCUUGUGUGCGUGUUCGACGAUGCUACCGCCCUCGACACAGUCGGCAUUGAUGGCGUGCUGAAACCUGUGACUUCCAUCGAAAACCACGCCCACUUGACUCCCGAACACAUCCAAGUGUUGAAGAAGCACUACAAGAUUCAGGACCUGGAGCUGCAAGUGACCACGCUCAGCGAUGCCAUCGUCAGCCGCAUUGCGACCAAGAACGUCAAUAAGUAGUAAUGAUAGCCUACUCAUUGGUAGUCAUUGUAGGAACACCCCGAAACUCCGACCAGAGUUGGCGGGGGUUCGGGGUUUGAGCUUUUGUUUGUACGGAUAAUUGCCUGUUCGAAAAACCUUA